AUGGCAGCACAGGACUACUAUAUGGGCACACAAGGUGUCCACGAACUUCCAGGAAGCCAACCACCAAAUAAAUACCAGUCGCAUCCUUCAAAACCACCGCUAUACCAGCAACCACCGGCAUCACCGUACAUGAACACGCCGCCGCCAUCAUACUCUGCGCAUCUUCAUCUACCACCACCGCCGAAACAACAUAAUGGCUACACACCUCACCAACCAUAUCCCGAAAAACCAUCCCAACAACAAGCAAUGAUGGCACCCUACCCCCAAACGCCACCACCAGGCGGCUACUUCGCCUCCCCACCACCACUCCCACAACCACAACCGCAACUCCAACGCCAACACAGCAGCUACCUCGACGCUCCCCUCCAACCCUACAGAAGCCACUCCCAACCCGCCCGCGUCCGCUUCGCAGACCAAGACUCAGACCGCAGCACAAGCCUAGGCUCAAUCUCUGACUCCGACUCUCCUCCACCACCACCCAGCCGCCAUCACCACCACCACCAUCACCACCACUAUACUCAGCCUACCCAACGCCACACCACCACCGCCACCACCCACCACUCCUCACGCUCUCGAGACCGCACCUACGACUCCGACCACAGCGACCGCUCCCGUGAUCGUUCUUCCUCGCGCCACCACCACUCCCACUCCCGGCGCCACAAACCGCACAAAUCCCUCUCUUACGACAAGGCCCACGAGGAAUCGCAUAAAACGCGCGACACAUUCCUUGGAGCGGGCGCAGGCACGAUUAUCGGAGAUGUCAUUUUUCCGGGCCUGGGUACGGCGGCGGGAUUGGUGCUGGGUGGGUAUGGGGGACGCAAGUAUGCGCUUGAGAAGAGGAGGGGGGAGGAGGAGGGGGGUGAGCGGGAGAGAGGAGGGAGUAGGAGGAGGAAGAAGGGGUGGGAUGAGAAGUGUAGGAUGGGUAGGAAGGGGGCGGGUGUACGAUAG
Bipolaris zeicola 26-R-13 is the source of this 948-nucleotide messenger RNA. RefSeq lists its product as uncharacterized. The transcript has a single exon. The record is from RefSeq and is a predicted model, not a curated record. The coding region runs from base 1 to 948 and encodes 315 amino acids. NCBI's taxonomy places the organism in Eukaryota, Fungi, Ascomycota, Dothideomycetes, Pleosporales, Pleosporaceae.